Messenger RNA from Aspergillus bombycis, 813 nucleotides. RefSeq lists its product as uncharacterized. NCBI's taxonomy places the organism in Eukaryota, Fungi, Ascomycota, Eurotiomycetes, Eurotiales, Aspergillaceae. The annotation marks the transcript as partial. The record is from RefSeq and is a predicted model, not a curated record. The transcript is spliced from 6 exons.
AUGGAGAAAUGGCGAGACUAUGUCCUGUUUUGGGGUCUUUACCUGAUUGCCCUGAUUUUCAUGACCCUUCGUAUUAUCUCGAGAUUUUCAAUUCGCGAGCGCCUGAAAGCGGACGAUUACUUCGCCUUUUCAUCGUUUGCUCUCCUAUCGGUUGAAACAGCAAUCCAUACAGCCGCGGUUUCGCCAUAUGUCGACGCGUUUAACGUAGCGCAAAACAGCACAGAUUUCGGGCGCGCUCUGUCGGAGAGCCCAGCUUUGAGAGAAAAUGUGACAGUGUUACUCCGAUACUCUUUUGCUUCUCUCAUCAUCUUUUGGCUUACGGUAUGGUGCGUGAAAUUUUCGAUGCUUUUCUUUCUUCGGCCAAUUAUGUUGCCAAUCCCAGUGUAUCUGGAAGGCUGGUAUAUCGUCUUCGGCUUCACGGUAAUGAAUCUCGUCGGGUGUUUUCUUAUACAGUUCUUCGGGUGCUUGCCUUUCGGCCUUAACUUCUCAAUCGACAAUGAUAACUGCGUCUCCGGGAUCUCUAGGGAGCCAGGCAAGCUCUACGGCACGACAGCCUUAGAUACUCUAUCUGACGUGAUGAUCGUCAUUCUCCCAACUCGACACCUGUUUGAACUCCCGGCAACAAAAAAGCAGAAAGCGGGUCUCGUUGGCAUAUUCGCGCUGGGAUGGAUAAUUGUAACACUGCCCUUAUCCUCUCUAUUGCAGAACUACUGGCGAGAUCAAUUUCUGACGAAGCAUCAGAUCGCAUUUUCUCUCGUCCGAGCAAUCCAUGCAUCCAGGGCAGGAGACAACUACCUUGGCCCAAUAAACCAG